CACAACCCUUGGGCCUCUAAGAACUUACAGCACCCAAACUAUAUAGCUCUUAAGUACGCCGCAAGGAUGAAGAUAAGCCAGCUCUACGUCUAUCCCAUCAAGUCCCUCCGGCCAACUGCCCUCUCCGAAUCUGAACUGACAAGUCAUGGAUUUCCUCACGAUCGCCAUUUUAUGCUCCUUAAAGUGGAAGAGGACGGCCGCCUGGUCAACAUGCACGUCCCUAAUUUCCCCCGAAUGGCGCUGUUUUUAACGGACAUUGUCUUCCCCGACGAUGCCCAAGGCCAGGAUGGAAAGAUCAUCGUAACAUAUCGGCAACCCAUGAGUCACAAUGACAAGGAUUGCAUUAAGACGUUGGAUAUCCCCUUGAAGCCUCGUAUUGACAACCUGAAAACCUUCGAAGUUGUUAUGCACCAAAGUCCGACACAUGCCUAUGAUAUGGGAGAGCAAUAUAACUCUUGGUUCUCUGACUGCUUCGGCUUCGACGUUAUCCUUGCCUACAUCGGCGACAACAGGAGAACUGUUCUGGGGAAUAUGUCCCCAAAUGCGGAACAAGAGAAAACCCAGAGUGGCUGGUUAUCGCGUGUGGCCGAGAACGUCACUUCUCUUGGUGGUUGGGUCGGAAAAGAUACAAAUGAUCCAGAGAGUAUCACAUUUGCGGAUGUGGCACCAUAUCUCGUGGUCUCCGAGUCCUCUUUGGACAAUGUGUCGGCCAGACUGCCGGAAAAAAUGGACAUAACCAAAUUCCGGCCCAAUAUCGUUAUUUCAGGUGCGCCUAAGGAGUUUGAAGAAGAUUAUUGGCGCGAACUCAAGGUGAAAGAUGAUAUUACAUUGGUUUUGACGAAUAACUGUGCGAGAUGUAUUAGCAUCAACAUUGACUUUGACACUGGAGCCCCUGGGACUGGAGAGAUGGGUGCCGUCUUGAAGAAGCUCAUGAAGGAUAGGAGGAUCGAUCAGGGGACAAAAUACAGCCCUAUAUUUGGACGCUACGGAUUUCUAGGCAGAGGCUGCGAAGGUUCCCAUAUCAAAAUUGGUGAUGAAGUCGAAGUCUCAAAAACAAAUUCGGAGCACACGAAACUCGGUGAGUUGAUUAUAAAAGCUUCUCUUUUGCUACAGCCAGCUAAUAAAAGCGCCAGAGUGGCCUGGGUUGACAAACUAAUAAUAUCACUAUAAUUUAAUAAAUGAUGUUUGGAGAUACCUCA
Messenger RNA from Coccidioides immitis RS, 1199 nucleotides. RefSeq names its product MOSC domain-containing protein. NCBI's taxonomy places the organism in Eukaryota, Fungi, Ascomycota, Eurotiomycetes, Onygenales, Onygenaceae. The record is from RefSeq and is a predicted model, not a curated record. Gene Ontology annotation, molecular function: catalytic activity; pyridoxal phosphate binding; molybdenum ion binding. The transcript has 2 exons. Bases 67 to 1170 code for a protein of 367 amino acids.